Alternaria ethzedia is the source of this 1572-nucleotide messenger RNA. RefSeq lists its product as uncharacterized. The transcript has 5 exons. Gene Ontology annotation, cellular component: membrane. Lineage: Eukaryota; Fungi; Ascomycota; Dothideomycetes; Pleosporales; Pleosporaceae. Gene Ontology annotation, biological process: carbohydrate transport; transmembrane transport. The record is from RefSeq and is a predicted model, not a curated record. Gene Ontology annotation, molecular function: carbohydrate:proton symporter activity. Bases 1 to 1572 code for a protein of 523 amino acids.
AUGUUUCACACACCCCAUUUCAACUGGUACGGUCGCGGCUUCAAACUCCGCGCCGCCAUAACAAUCGCAUGCCAACUCGCCUUCGUCCUCUUCGGCUACGACCAAGGCGUCUUCAGCGGCAUCGUCGGUAACGAAGACUUCCUGAACACAUUCGACCACCCCUCUCCUGGCCUCGAAGGCAUCAUCGUGUCAAUAUACAAUUUAGGUUGCUUCACGGGAUGUAUCCUCAGCUUCAUGUUUUGCGAGAAGACGGGACGGAGGCUGGCUAUGUGGAUUGCUAUGGUUUGGAUCAUAGUCGGCGGCGCGCUCCAAGCGAGUGCGUACUCGGUGCCGCAUAUGAUGGUCGCAAGAUUCCUGACAGGAAUUGGGACGGGCAUCGAGACAUCAACUGUGCCUAUGUACCAAUCUGAACUCUGCGAGGCGAACAAGCGCGGUCGCCUCGUCGCGUCGGAACCGCUUUUCGUUGGUGUGGGCAUCGAGCUGGCGUACUGGUUCGACUAUGGAAUGUCAUUCACUGAAGGAUCGAUCGCGUGGCGUUUGCCCAUUGCAUGCCAGGUCAUCUUUGCGAUUAUUGUCAUCGUGCUGGUUUUCGGCCUUCCUGAGUCACCCAGAUAUCUGUAUGCGCAUGGCCGACAUGAAGAGGCGCUUCAGAUUCUUUGUGACGUAUACGACGGUACGCCUGAUGAUCCAAAGAUUGAGAAGGAGAACAGAGAGGUGCUUGAGGCUCUACAAGUUGAGCGAGAGCAUGGAGAGUAUAAGUGGUCGCAACUACUCAAGAAAGAUCGUGUGCAGACUGGACGUCGUGUGUUACUUGCCUAUGGCGCGCAAUUCAUGAACCAGAUGGGCGGUAUAAAUUUGGUUGUCUACUACAUCACCUCCGUCCUAGAAGACAACGUCGGCCUCGACAGAAACCUCGCCCUCCUCAUGGGAGGCGUCAUCAACCUAAUGUUCCCCAUCGGCUCUCUGUUCCCGACCUUCACACUGGACCGCACCGGCCGGCGGAAACCCAUGAUGUGGGGCUCUCUCGGGCUCGGAUUCUCCAUGAUGAUGAUAGCCAUCCUCUUGAGCUUCCGGUCCGAAGGAGGCGGCGUGUCACAAGCCACUGCUUCCGCUAGUGUCGCUUUCUUUUUCACGUACAUGCUGGCGUUCGGUAUGACAAUGAACUGCAUUCCUUGGGUCUAUGUACCCGAGAUCCUACCGCUACAUGUACGAGCGAAAGGGACAGCUGUCGGGAUCUCAGCGAACUGGAUUUGGAAUUUCUUCGUCGUCAUGGUCACGCCUACGCUUCUCGAUAGCUUGGCGUGGAAGGGCUACCUUAUCUUCAUGGCACUGAACUUCGCAUUCAUACCGCUAAUCUAUUUCUGCUAUCCUGAGACCGCCAAUCUUACGCUGGAAGAGGUCGACUGGCUAUUUUACGAAGGCGAUGUCGUGAAGCGAAGCCGACGUAUUGCGAAGGAAGGAUGGGAACAAGCGGUUGGCACCGAUCCCGCGGCUAUCGUGGAGACAGGUAGUCUUUCGAGCGGCAACAAAGCUGUACAUACGACAGAGAAGGCAGAGCACACGGUACACUAG